GGCUCCGUAUCAGUGUCUAGUUUGGCAACACGGAUACGCAUGGAGCCUCCAUCACCCCCUGUCUCUUUUACGCACCGAGUCCGAUAAUGCGCGCAGGUACAGGGACCCUAAUCGCCACAUUCCCAGCCGCUACACUGAACAAUUGAUCUCCUCUUAUGGACUAAUAUGAAAAAAGUAGAUGCAGAGGUCUGAGACAGCCAAAAAAGGAGGCAUAUUUCUUGUGGAUCAUUCUUGUUUUUCAUCCCCGAGCGUCAGCAUGGAUGUCUUAGCGAACCACAGUAUCUUUCAGGAACUUCAGCUUGUUCACGACACCGGCUACUUCUCUGCCAUGCCGUCGCUGGAGGAAAACUGGCAGCAGACCUGCCUGGAAUUGGAGCGCUAUCUGCAGACGGAGCCCAAGCGUCUGUCGGAGCUCUUUGACCAAGACCUGGAUGGCCUUCUAACCCCGGCCUACCUAAAGGAGGACGGCGAGGAAGAGCUGACAGACGUCCUGCUCCCCAGCCUGCCCAGCCUCCCUGAUCCCCCGAGCCCGCCUCCAGUUAUCCUCUGCCCAACACGGAAGAGUUUCCCCUCCACCGGGGGAAUGAAAAGAGACAUCAAACCUAAGGGGCUGGAAAACGUAGAAGGGAUGGAAGGGGUCCACCAGGCCCAGCUGAGCGCCGUCACCUCCCUGACGCCCCCAUCGUCGCCAGAACUGGGCCGGCACCUCGUCAAACCCAACCAGACACUGACGGCCUCGGCUGAUGGGACGCUUACCCUGAAACUGGUGGCCAGGAAGGUGGGGCUCAGUGCGGCUCGGCUGGUGGCGGCGCACGCACUCCCUGUCCGGAUGAAGGACGAAGAGGAGGGCGCGGCGUGUGUUAUCAGCGUGGGGGAGCUACCGGAGAACAAGAAGAGGAUCCACCGUUGUCAAUUCAACGGCUGCAGGAAGGUGUACACCAAGAGCUCCCACCUAAAGGCCCAUCAGAGGACACACACAGGUGAGAAGCCGUACAAGUGCUCGUGGGAGGGCUGCGAGUGGCGAUUCGCCCGGAGCGACGAGCUGACGAGGCACUACCGCAAACACACCGGCGCCAAGCCUUUUAAGUGCAACCACUGUGACAGGUGUUUCUCACGGUCGGAUCACUUGGCGCUACACAUGAAGAGGCACAUCUGAGGAUUUUGAGAGAGGUCAGCGGGAGUGGAAGAGAGGCGAAGAGGGUGGAGGCGGAGUGGAAGAAGGAGAUGGAGCAUCAUCUGCAGAAAAAUGACACCGCGGUUGUUAGAGAGAGCUAGCGGGAUGGACUCCGAAAAACACCAGAUUUGGCCAUUCUCUACUGGAGGGUGGGGCAUCGCAUAAGGACGCUGACAACAGACAGAAACACAGACAGGCAGACAGACAGAUGGAUCCCAAGUGGCUCUGUCAAUCUGCGCUCAACCAGUUGGUCCAUGAUUCCACAGUGACACGUCGUCAACUCACAAAUGUCUCCCAAUGUUGUCGCAUGGACGUCACAGACGCUCCAUCCCACCCUUCGUAUGUGUCCCAGAGGGGAUGUCACACACUGAAUGGUGGACCACGUGCCUGCAGUUGGCAGCUCUUUGUUGUAGUCAUCCUUGCAGUCUUUGCAACCGUCCCUCGAUGAAACGCUUCCAAAAUGUCAGCCCUGUUCACGCAGCAGUGCGCCACGUACCAGCGAGCUCACCAACGCCAAACUGGACCAGUUGUACAGUAAUUUCAGUGCGCUAACAGCAGAACCCGCUGUUUGUAUAUUCAAGAUUUCCUCUUCUUAGAAUGAACCUUGCGCUGAGGAGGACAGUUGUUUUCCAGCAGUAGCCAAACAGCAUCAUCUCACAGGGUAAGCAAGCAAGAAAGCUUGCUUUCUCUCCUUCAAACCUGCCACAGCCUUUACAAAUCGCCAAAGGGUUUAUUAUCUUAAACAGUAUAUAGGACAGAUAAUAAUUUGUCAGUUUUUCAUCUGACCUCUGUCACAUCUGCCAACUGGAUCCAUUUAUAAAUCCUUCCGGUUCGAUGGAGUCGGAGCACUUGUUUGAACGGAGCGUUAGAUUGGAUUUGUCAAAGACUUGAGGAUGGGAGUGUGUUGCACUGAUGUGCUGUAAAGACUGAUUGAGGUCAUCGAGAGGACUGGCUUGCUUUAUGAACAUCAUUCAUUGAGGGUUACUUCUGGAUGAGGCUAACUAAUCUACUCUGGGAAAGACUGUUUCAUCUCCUACAAUGUCAACUAAAAGCGAGCGAGAGAUGCUUGAUGGCUCCUAAGAGUGUUUUUUUUUUUUUUUUCUUUUUCCUCACCAGGAUCAUGGCUCUUAUGAGUCGUUGUCAGGAACUGUCGCACAAUUGAAACUUUGCAAAGAUUUUGUAAAAAGAAAAAUGCCCCAAUGUCUUGAACUGGGAGACAAUUCGGGACUCACCAAACGCUGGCUCCCGCACGCCGUCGAGGUGCGGACAGCCACGUGCACAAGUUGAAGCAGCUAGCCGACUGCAUUAGCACACCGAAAGCAAACAAAAUCACGAUGUAUGAUAGUGGCUAUAUUGUUUCCCAGAAAAGAUUCUCCUAUGUGUUCUAAACAGACAAUUGAAAAGACCGUUUUGAAGAACACAGUGGAAAGGGAUGCAGCCAAAAAAACAAAGUGUCUACUGUAGAUGCCUGAAAUGAUCUCUUUGGCCUUUUGAGAGUGAUGGGCACCUAACUAGCAACAGGAGGGGGUUUGUCCUUUUCACAACACCCAUACAGAAUACUACCAGAGAAAAGCAGCAUUCAACAGUUCUCCUAAUCAGGCCCUAUGCAUAUCCAAGAACAUUCCUGCUGACUUCCUGACCAUUUAUGCAUGUCUGAAUACAGACGGCUGGACACAGAAGAACUUGUAGGAAGACAAAACUUCAAUCAAUUGGGUGGCUCUUCUAAGAGAAAAUCAAUAUGAAUGUAUCUGUUGUAAGUCUGUACAUGUUGCUAGGCCCAUGAAAACACUUGGUUGGUAAGAUCAUACCAGACACCAAUUGUGUUUAUACGGUAGUUUCUCUUUUUUGCAUUAGAAAUUAAUGGUCGGACUUGGAAUAACUAGCCAGCCACGGCUGGUAGCUUUUAGCAUUUGAUUGGUCGUGCUGGACCAGCAGUGGGUCACAAGUGCAGAUUUCCAGUGGGUGGCUGGAACGGGUUAGGGGAGAAACCGAUCUGCUCAGUCAGUGAAUGAUAACCGUCCCAUCAGCUCAUGAAACUGCAGAGGAGUGAAACCCCCCCACACACGAAAACUGGAAUUACCAUUUGCCCUUGGUGAUCUGACUCCUGUCUGACAGACGCAUAAAAUCUAUCUUUUUGGGGAGGGGUUUAAUCCGCAGAUAGAAAUGGAUUUUAGAUGAUCAUUGACUCAACUCAAGCGCACAACAAAUCAAACAGGCAGCUUGGACAAAGUAGAUGGUCAGGAUUCUCACCAACGUGAUUGGGAACUAUGUCAAAGUGUUGAUUCUUUAUUUUACAAGACUUUUAAUGCCUUGAGGCAGUGUGAGGUAAACAGCAAUCUGUUUUUUGGCAAGAGAGGCAGCACAUUGAUUUCACUCCCUAUAUCGAAGGUGCAUUUCAAUUUUGGGUGUGAACACAGCGCAGCUCAAUCAUAUCUUGACAAGAUCUGUCUGUGGCUCCUGCUUCACAUAAAUAUUGAACUAACCAGGCUCAAUUUUGUAUUUAACAUCUAGGUGACAGACGUCAUUUGCAAAGAGAGAAGGGAGUGACCACAAUAUAAACCGACUGAUAAAAGUUUUAACUGCUGGUUUAUUUUUUAAGGAGACCAAGUAUAGUCACUGGCCAUCCUGGUUGCAGCUAUAUCAUCAGUGCUACUAUUCUUUGUGAUUGCUGGCGAAAAGUCAUAGAUACUGAUUGGAAAAUUUAGAUUUGGCUUGUAGAUGAUGUCAAAAAAAAAAAAAAAUCCAGUUGAGAUGGGAAUGUCCGAGUAGGUUAGCGGGCUUGUGGUUUUCCUGCUGAGCCGGCAGAUAAAAUGAAGAAUAGCAGUUUAACCAAUGGGUUAAAAUUGUAUCAUCAAUGGCAGCUCUACUCGUGUGUUUCAGUAUUUCAACAGGGCGCUCUCCUGUUGAAAUGAGUGGUUGUGGAAUGUGUGGGAAUGUGAAGCUCCGGAGUGUUUAUGUUUAUGACAGCUGAGGAUUUUUUUGGACUGAAACGCCGAAUGUGUUGUUUGUGGGACUUUAAGGAGCCAAGACACGGAAAUAUUCGAAAUUGCGGGAAAAUUCAAAAAAAAGAAAAAAAAUUCAAAGAUCAAAAGACUGGGAUUUCAAAUGUGAAUGUGUUUUCUGGAAAGGUUGUUUCAUGUUGUCUCGGAGGAUGCGGUUAAGUUCUGUGUCAUCUUAAUGAAUGAUUGUCAAUUCUGCUGUGCCUGUGUGUUCUUCGUCUGUUUGUAUUUGCACUCUGAAUUUUUUGGGGAAAAAAAAAUCACUUGCUUAUCUGAUGUUUUCUGUCUUGCUUGUACACUACACUUUCACAGUACAACCUUGGGUGAUGAAACACUGAUCACAAAGUCUGUAUAGUAGCUGUUUUCUUUUUAGCACAAAUGUACACGCUACAUUGAUUUGCACACAAACGACAUGCACGCACUCCCUGAACACACAGAUUCAUACAAAAACAUACACACAUACAUGCACAAACACAUCCCGAAUCACACGCAAACACCUGAACGUGCUUUCAAAUACACACACACACACACACUCUCUCUCUCUCCGCUCUCCCUGUGCGUAUUUUCACCGUUUUUCAAGCCACCUCGUGAGAGUCAGAGAUCCAGAUGCAGGAUUUUGCUCUCAGCAGAGGGAGGAAACGCACAUUACUAUGUGCGACACCACCUCUGUUUCCACUAGGUCUGAAUUUCAAAUCAAACGAACCCCCUUUUUCUACCAGCAUUCCCUCAUCGCCACCCCCGCCCCCCUCCCCCCUCUUCCAUUUUCUCAGAUAUGAUCCCUUUCAACUUCUCUCCUCUGUCCGACUCCCUCUUCCCCUCCAAAUCCCUUCCUUGCUUCCCUCCUCCACCAUUUUUCCUCCGUUGUCUUUCUCCUUUUCUUUUGCUGUAUAAAGUGUUUCAAAUUUAUCAUUUGUAUAUGAUGUAUGGGUACGAUAAUGUUCUUUAUUAUGGAAAAAUGAGAAAGAUUUAUUUUUGUUACCGGUUUGUUUCAUAAUUCCUUUUUUAAAUUGGUAUUGUAAUAUCUCUAUGCAAGGAACUGUUCGGUGAAUCGUUUUUAUUUAAGAAUGUAAUUAUGUGUAAUAAAUGGUAGAAGCAG
Messenger RNA from Etheostoma spectabile (orangethroat darter), 5269 nucleotides. Its product is annotated as Krueppel-like factor 7. Gene Ontology annotation, molecular function: DNA-binding transcription factor activity, RNA polymerase II-specific; RNA polymerase II cis-regulatory region sequence-specific DNA binding. The coding region runs from base 179 to 1156 and encodes 325 amino acids. NCBI's taxonomy places the organism in Eukaryota, Metazoa, Chordata, Actinopteri, Perciformes, Percidae. Gene Ontology annotation, biological process: regulation of transcription by RNA polymerase II. The transcript is spliced from 4 exons. The record is from RefSeq and is a predicted model, not a curated record.